GCUCCGGAGCCCGGGGACGGCCCGGCCCUGCCCGGCAGCGGCCGGGGAAGGCGCGCUGGGGGGAGCUGGGCCCCUUCGCCCCCUGCCGGCCUCUCGGCCCCGGAGAAACCAGCCGCGACCUCCCACGCGGGCGAGCGGUCUCCCCGAUCCCCUCCCCGCGCUCGCGGGAGCUGGUAGCUCCAGCAGCCAGAGCAGAAAUGCACUUUUCGGGACCUGGCUGUUAGCAGAGUGUGCUACGGCGCACCCGACUUCCGGUCACUAACUCGUUCUGCGUCUUUAUGUAGAAAUAUGACUCAAAGAACCGGGUUCCUGUUUUGCUGGCUAAUCCAGAGGCUACAGUUUCCGCAGCUGCUGCUUUUGGAUGUUACCUGCCACGCCAUUGUCUGCUGCUUGUUGCAACCUGGCCUUGAAAGAAGUGACAGCGUUUUCUAUCUUUCCAGUAACAAGUCAAGCCACGAGCAGGGUUCUUGUGAAAAAGAAGUUAGAUUAGCCUCGUCUCUCGACUUUUGGACUCUCUCCUCUGAAAACUUUAUAGCUAUGUUGCCAGUUGAUCCUGUUAAAGAAAAUUAUGUUCGUAAAGUGAAAAACUGUGUUUUUUCAAUUGCCUUCCCUACUCCUUUCAAAUCAAGAGUACGUCUUGUAGCAGUUUCAAAGGAAGUUCUAGAAGAUAUUUUGGACCUUGAUUUAUCUGUUUCGGAAACAGAUGAUUUUAUCCAGCUUGUAAGUGGAGAAAAGAUACUAUUUGGAUCCGUUCCAUUGGCUCACAGAUACGGUGGCCACCAGUUUGGGAUAUGGGCAGAUCAGCUUGGGGAUGGAAGAGCCCAUCUUAUUGGAAUUUACAUGAACAGAAAAGGUGAAAAGUGGGAGCUCCAAUUAAAAGGCUCAGGAAAGACCCCAUAUUCUCGUCACGGUGACGGCCGAGCCGUGCUUCGCUCCUCAGUGAGAGAAUUUUUGGGUAGUGAGGCUGUGCACCAUCUUGGAAUUCCAACCAGCAGAGCUGCGAGUCUGGUUGUAAGUGAUGAUGAAGUAUGGCGGGAUCAGUUCUACGAUGGAAAUGUUGUGAAAGAACGAGCUGCAGUAGUGCUGCGCGUGGCGAAAUCUUGGUUUAGAAUUGGAUCGUUAGAAAUUUUGGCUCAUUAUGGUGAACUGGAUUUACUACGGACAUUAUUAGACUUUAUCAUACAGGAACAUUUCCCUUCAGUGGAUGUCGGAGAACCUAACAGAUAUGUGGAUUUUUUUUCUGUUGUGGUAUCUGAGACAGCGCAACUUAUUGCCUUGUGGACAUCGGUUGGUUUUGCUCAUGGUGUUUGUAAUACUGAUAACUUCAGUUUGUUAUCCAUUACAAUUGACUAUGGUCCAUUUGGUUUUAUGGAGGCCUAUAAUCCAGAUUUUGUACCAAACACAUCUGAUGAUGAAAGAAGAUAUAAAAUAGGAAAUCAGGCCAAUAUUGGGAUGUUUAAUUUAAACAAGUUGUUACAAGCUCUAAACCCGUUACUGGAUCCUAGGCAAAAGCAGCUUGCUGCUCUGAUUCUUGAGGGGUAUCCUGACCUUUAUUAUACAAGAUUUAGAGAACUAUUCAAAGCCAAACUGGGGUUACUUGGAGAAAGGAAGGGUGAUGAGGAUUUGAUUGCAUUUCUCUUACAUCUCAUGGAAAAGACAGCAGCUGAUUUUACCAUGACGUUUCGGCAGCUCAGUGAGAUUACUCAAAGCCAGUUACAGGAGCUCAACAUUCCUCAGCAAUUCUGGGCACUGCAGACGAUUUCAAAGCACGAACUCUUUCCUGCCUGGGUGUCCCAGUACCUGCUGAGACUGAAGAGUAACAUGAAUGAUUCAGAUUCUGAAAGAAGAAAAAGAAUGAUGACUGUUAAUCCCAGAUAUGUGCUGAAGAACUGGAUGGCAGAGUCUGCAGUGCGAAAAGCAGAAAGGAAUGAUUUCUCAGAGGUGCGUCUCCUUCAGCAAGUUCUUCAGCAUCCUUUCCAGAAGCAUUCCACAGCUGAGAAAGCUGGCUACGCCUCACCUACUCCUUCUUGGGCUAAAAAUCUCAGAGUCAGCUGCUCGUCUUAAUUUGGGGAAAAUCAAAUAAGGAAGACUCCAACACUGAACACAACAUAGAAUAAUCUAUUUGGUAAAUUCUUAAUGACCAUAUACAUGAUGACAAUCCUGCAUUUUUUUAUAGUGAUUAUAUACAAAAAUAUUUUUUAAUCAAAUAAACUAGACCUAUUCUUCAGAA
Messenger RNA from Equus caballus (horse), 2230 nucleotides. RefSeq names its product protein adenylyltransferase SelO. The record is from RefSeq and is a predicted model, not a curated record. NCBI's taxonomy places the organism in Eukaryota, Metazoa, Chordata, Mammalia, Perissodactyla, Equidae.